Ceratina calcarata is the source of this 1028-nucleotide messenger RNA. RefSeq lists its product as uncharacterized. The record is from RefSeq and is a predicted model, not a curated record. The coding region runs from base 151 to 840 and encodes 229 amino acids. The transcript is spliced from 3 exons. NCBI's taxonomy places the organism in Eukaryota, Metazoa, Arthropoda, Insecta, Hymenoptera, Apidae.
UCAAUGUUCAUUUGAACUUUAAGAUAAAUCGUAAUGUCCAAAGUGCACGAGAAAUUUGUUCGUGAAAAACGUAAGAUGAAUCAAAAGUUGCGAGCAAAAUGAAAUAAAUAAAAAGUGGAAUAGCAGAGAGUGUUUGAGAAAAAACGAAACAUGGACCAGUUUAUGACGACUUAUAAAAGAGAUUUUACAUGGCCAACGACGAGAAUUAAACGUAUGGCAGGCGUGUUGGGCGAAGAAAGUGCUUGUCGUUGCCGUGAGCCUCCACGGGAACUGACGCCCCUCACACGCUGCGGAGAUGAUUACGAUUGGAGUCGUACGGGUCCCAUGGGACGACUUUUGGACCCGAAAUUAUAUCCAGCCAAGACUGGUCCUCAUCCAGAGUCCGAAGCAACAAAACACGAUCAACCGAGCACGUACAUGAGGAAAUUGGAAGAGAAAUAUCCUAAUCUGUAUGGAAUUCUACAGAGCACCCCUAUAGACGAAGUGAUCAAACGCGUCGACGAGGAUCGAAUGAAGACGACGUACCAGCUGGACUAUUCUGUAAAAGCGGCUGAACAAAUGGAAGAAAUAGCCACAGGACCUUGCGCUGCCUAUAGAGAACAAAAAGCGACCAUAGAUUGCCGACCUUCGACCAAGUCCAAGUUGGACAAGCGAAGACUUGAUAAAGAGAAGACGAAAACGGCAAAGAAAGUAACGGAGGACGAAUCGCAGGAAACGCGGUUACCUCCUUGGAGAUCGGAGUACCAAGACAACGUCAGUAGAUUAGGCUCUGCAAUCAUGAAGCAGAAGAUUCAUCAUAAGAAAACAGCGGCACCGGCCUGGGCAAUGGCCGUCUUGUAAAAGAUACUAACAUAUUUUAUAACAGUGUAAACGAUAGCUGACUCAAGUAUCCUAUCUAGUCAUACCUUUUUACGAAGGUCUCUUAUUGAAAUCGCUUUUAAAAACGUUUCGGAUCCAAAUUCUGUAAGGUAUUGUAAAAAUUCUGAAUUAUCUAAAUUAAUGGAAACGGUACGGCUAAGCGAAGCGAA